Molecule: messenger RNA, 2648 nt
Organism: Chinchilla lanigera (long-tailed chinchilla)
Lineage: Eukaryota; Metazoa; Chordata; Mammalia; Rodentia; Chinchillidae
Gene: Plppr2
Product: lipid phosphate phosphatase-related protein type 2
Exons: 10
Coding region: 422-1780 (452 amino acids)
Biological process (GO): phospholipid metabolic process; signal transduction; phospholipid dephosphorylation
Molecular function (GO): phosphatidate phosphatase activity
Source: RefSeq, a predicted model, not a curated record
CAGAGGCCCCGCCCCUCCCACCGCGGAGUCUGCGCGGUGCGGCCUGCCGGGCGGAUCGUGUCCCCGUCCCGGCGUCCGCCAGCUGGGCCACCCGUCCGUCUGUCCGCGGGUCCUGCCGCCUGGUCGUCUAGGCGGAGCGAGCUCAGGAAGCGGCGGGGACGGCCGAGACGCGGUGAGGGAGGGGCUUGGGGCGCCCCCUCCCCAUCCCGGGGGCGUCCUACCCUCGAUCUGCCCGUCCAGAGUCGCCUGCGGAUGGAGCGCCGGCUGCGCGGUGCCCGCCCUCACCCGCCUGGGCCUCAGCUUCCCCACUUGCACGAUGGAGGUGACCAUUGCUGCCCUGCUGGCCGCCAGCAGCGGCUGUGAGUCUGUGGUGCUGGGGGCGGCCUGUAGGAAGCCCUAGGGUGCUUUCACAGGCCCAGCCAUGGCGGGAGGGAGACCACACCUGAAAAGGAGCUUCUCCAUCAUCCCCUGCUUUGUCUUUGUGGAGUCAGUACUGCUGGGCAUCGUGGUCCUGCUCGCUUACCGCCUGGAAUUCACGGACACCUUCCCGGUGCACACGCAGGGCUUCUUCUGCUAUGACAGCACCUAUGCCAAGCCCUACCCCGGUCCUGAGGCCACCAGCCGAGCACCUCCCGCCCUCAUCUAUGCCCUGGUCACUGCUGGGCCCACCCUCACGAUCCUGCUGGGGGAGUUGGCGCGGGCCUUCUUCCCCACACCACCCUCAGCCAGCCCCAUCCUCGGCGAGAGCACCAUCAUUUCAGGGGCCUGCUGCCGCUUCAGUCCCCCGCUGAGGAGGCUGGUCCGCUUCCUGGGAGUGUACUCCUUCGGCCUCUUCACCACGACCAUCUUCGCCAACGCGGGGCAGGUGGUGACCGGCAACCCCACGCCACACUUCCUGUCCGUGUGCCGCCCCAACUACACGGCCCUGGGCUGCCCCCCGCCCUCUCCUGACCGGCCGGGGUCUGACCGCUUUGUCACCGACCGGGGCGCCUGCGCCGGGAGCCCCAGCCUGGUGGCCGCCGCGCGCCGCGCCUUCCCCUGCAAGGACGCGGCCCUCUGCGCCUACGCGGUCACCUACACGGCGAUGUACGUGACCCUGGUGUUCCGCGUGAAGGGCUCCCGCCUGGUUAAGCCCUCCCUCUGCCUGGCCCUGCUGUGCCCCGCCUUCCUGGUGGGCGUGGUCCGCGUGGCCGAGUACCGCAACCACUGGUCGGACGUGCUGGCCGGCUUCCUGACCGGGGCGGCCAUCGCCACCUUUCUGGUCACCUGCGUCGUGCACAACUUCCAGAGCCGGCCCCCCUCUGGCCGAAGGCUCUCCCCCUGGGAGGACCUGGGCCCAGCGCCCACCAUGGAGAGCCCCCUCGAAAAGUUAAGUGUGCCCCAGGAACCCGAGGCCUGCAGGCCGCAUUCGACACCGGCACGGCUCGCCCCAUCCAAGCCGCAGAACUGCGCCCGCCGUGGCCACCUGAUGCCCAGCUGCGUGUCCUCCAGGGCGCCGGCCAUGUGUUCGUCGCCCCGUGUGCCCCGCCCUCGACUGAGGUCUGAGCCGACGCCCCUGCCCCUGCCCAUGCCCCUGCCCGCCCCGACCCCCAGCCAGGGCCCCUCGCCCUCCUCCCCGGGAGCUGCGGCGCCGGGCGGCGGCGGCGGGCGUGGCCGGAAGCUGCUGCUGCCCACGCCCCUGCUGCGGGACCUGUACACCCUCAGUGGACUCUACCCCUCCCCCUUCCACCGGGACAACUUCAGCCCUUACCUGUUCGCCAGCCGCGACCACCUGCUGUGAGCCCCACCCCGGGAGUCCGCCCUCGCCCCUGUGUGUCCCCCGCCACGCGUGUGUGUGCGUGCCGAAGCCCGCUGCCCCCUGAACCAGCCAGGUCCGGGUGCCAGGAGGUGGCCGGGGCAGCCCCGCCGGUCGCCCUCUGGGACGCUCGGUGCAUAGAGGGCCUUCGCCCGUGAUUGCCCUUUUCAGGGCGAACACUUGGCCCUGUUGGCCACUGCCCAGCCAGUGAGGGUCUCCAGUUCUCAGAGUUCUCCCCCAAAAGGAGUUUAUUGCAGCCAACCGGAGCCUCCCUCUCACUCCUUGGGACCCUCAGAGCCCCGGGCAAGUCCAGCCGGUGUUCAGUGUCUGAGCAGCGAGUGGGAGGCCUUGGCGCUCGGCGUGUCUAGAAUGGGUGGGUAUGAUUCCAGUCAAUGGGGGACCGCCCGAGUCUAGCGUGUGCACACAGGCGGAGCGGGCGGGGUCGUCCUUCCUCACCAGGUCCUCCCCGGACGCGCAGAGCGCGGUGGCGGCGGGGAGACAGGCUCCCCAGUGGCGAGGUCCCUUCCCGCGUGCGUACCCCCCACCCGGUCCCUCCAACUCCCUACUUACGCCCCAGUUGAGGUUUUGGGGCUCAGGGUGCUGUGUCUCCACUUGCCUGUACCCAGGGCACUCCCCCAAACCCUUCUCUUACUCCUUAGGGCUGCGGGGAAGGGCUUUCUUUUCUUCACCUUGCCCGCCCUGCCUGGGCCUACACAGAUGUGCCAUCUCGGGGGGCACGGGUAGAGCAGCGGGGGCUCCCCUCCCCUGAGCAGCGAAGGCAGUGGGCAGAGGAGACGCUGUCCCCCUUUCCUGCCCACUCCUCAUCUUUAAUAAAAACCUGUUUGUAGCAGAA